Phragmites australis (common reed) is the source of this 1979-nucleotide messenger RNA. RefSeq lists its product as uncharacterized. Gene Ontology annotation, molecular function: catalytic activity. Lineage: Eukaryota; Viridiplantae; Streptophyta; Magnoliopsida; Poales; Poaceae. The record is from RefSeq and is a predicted model, not a curated record. The transcript has 7 exons. The coding region runs from base 92 to 1630 and encodes 512 amino acids.
AAAAAGAACUCCAAUUCCCUUCGAGUCUCCAGCGCACUUCACGGUUUACGUUCUCGCUUCAGACCACCAAGAAAGGCGCCUGGCACCUGCCAUGGCUUCCUCCCCCCACCGCCUCCUCCUCCUCCCAAUCCUCGCAGUGUUCGCCGCGCCGUGGGGUGCGGCACCGGCGGACGCCGACGCGGCAACCUGCAAGGCGUGGCUGGUGCAGUCCAUCCCCACGGACAUGCCGCACCUCCGCCGCGUCCCCGGGGUCCUCUCCACGGGGGAUGUGCUGCAGUGGCUCUCAGGGAAUGCAACAAAGAACCUGGACAUCCUUGCACAGUAUUGGCAGUUCUUAGCGCAGCCAAAGAAUCCAAAAUCAGGGGAUUAUGGGUUCUCAGAGAGUGACAUGAAGAGAUUUGGGGCUGAUGAGGGGCUCCGGGUUUACAAGGCAUUGGAGAAUGCUGCAGAUCGUAAGAUUAAAAUCAGGAUCGUGCAACACUCUGGGUUUGCUCCUGAUUUUGACAAAGAGAGUGCCGAUCUGGCUUCAGGAAGACCAAAUGUUCAGAACGUAACCCUUCUUUUUGGUGAUUGGUGGGGAUCUGGAGUUGUGCAUGCAAAAGUCUGGAUAUCAGAUAAAAAGGAUGUGUAUAUUGGGUCAGCGAACAACGAUUGGAAAUCCCUUGCUCAGGUCAAGGAACUUGGAGUUUAUUUUGCUGAUUGUCCACAAAUAGCAAAAACUGUGGAAGUAUAUUAUCAAAAUCUUUGGACGCUUUCAACCCUCAAUUCAACUGCUUACACCAAAGUAGUCUGGGAUAAGCAGUGGCAAGUUUCUAGAAAGGUUCCAUGCUGGUCACAUUUCCUACAGCCAAAAGAAAGAUGCAGGUCACCUAUACCACUUUCUGUUGACAUCCCAUAUAUGGAUGGCUAUCCAGCUGUUGCCAAUCCUGAAAUGAUUGAUGUUCCAUUUAAAACCCCUGGGUACAAGAAAUCCACUCAGGAACACUACUUGAGCUACCUUUCCUUUGCUCCACCUGAGGUGUCAUUUGACAAAUUCCAAGCAGAUGAGCAGGGUUGGGUUGACACCAUUAAGUCUGUCAAGAUUGGGGGAAUUGUACGAGUAAGUACUAUGGAUUGGCUUGGGCAGUCACAAUAUGCUACUCAAACAGUCUUCUGGCCAUCUUUGUCGUCAGCAAUCUCAGAGGUAGUAUUCUCAAAGAAUGCAACUGUAAGGCUACUUGUUGCCUAUUGGGCAUAUUUCAUCCCAAGCACUGAGAAAUACUUGAAGAGCCUUCUAUACUCAAACAUCCUUUGUGCGUCUUCGAAAUAUAACCACUGUGGUGGCAAGGUUGAGAUCAAAUACUUCAUGGUUCCCGGGUAUAACGAAACAGGACCUGCAUUGUCGCAAGGCACUGCAACCGGGAACCGCUACCCUGACUUCACGCGGGUGAACCAUGGCAAGUACGCUGUCAGUGAUGUGAGGGCCAACAUUGGCACCAGCAACCUUAUCUGGGAUUACUUCUACACCACGGCUGGAGUGAGCUUUGGGACAUACAACCCCUCCAUUGUGAUACAGCUGCAAGAUAUCUUUGAUGCGGAUUGGUAUUCUCCUUAUACUAUACCGGUUAAACCACUGGAUGCGUCAGUGUAGGAUCACGUCAGGUCAAUCUGCUGUUCUCCCCUACAUAUAGCCAAUAAAGAAAGAUCACGGAGUCCCGGAAUGGAUUGUGGAGUUGCAAAGCAUCAUCCAAGAGGGAGAGGGAAUCACACACAACAAUACGGAGAUUUUAGCGUUCGUUUUGUUUAGCGUCUGCAAAACUGUUCAGUUCAUAGAAUAAACUACUCGCUGACAAUGGUACCUCCAAAAUGUACAAAUGUAAAUACUUUCCUGUUUCUACUGAUUUUUUUUUUUUGUUUGAGUGGCUUUGGAGCACUAAACAACUUUUGAGCAGUACUUUCUUCACAAUUUUCUCCAGUUUCUUCAAUACAAUUUAGCCUCU